AUGGACAGACUGAACGCGAAGCUGUACCUGCAGAACUGCUUCAUCAUGAAGGAGAACGAGCGGCUGCGCAAGAAGGCGCUGCUGCUGAACCAGGAGAACCAGGCCCUGCUCACCGAGCUCAAGCAGCGCAUCGCCAAAACGGCGGCGGCGGCGGCCAACAACAACGGCAACGCCAAGGCCAACGGGAAUGUGGCGGCAGCAGCAGGCAACCGCACGCCGAUCCCGGACCUCAAUGCCGCCGCUCCAGGUCUAGGGGCGCAUGCCGGCCACGAGAAGGCGGCGUCGCCCAAGCCAAAGAAGGCGGUCGCAAACUGA
This is a messenger RNA of Miscanthus lutarioriparius, 315 nucleotides long. The record is from the annotation of a GenBank genome assembly. NCBI's taxonomy places the organism in Eukaryota, Viridiplantae, Streptophyta, Magnoliopsida, Poales, Poaceae.